UCUCCUGAGUGUUAGCUUGCUAGGCUGGCUAAGACAGCAGCGUGUGAGUCACAGUGUGUACUCCGUUAAGCACAUGAAUGUCUGUUUCAUUUUUUAUUUCUAUAUUUAAAGGCAAUAGGUGACACUCGACCAAGGACCAGUUCUAUCCACCGGUGAGAACGGAUUUGAGGCCAGGAGGUUGCAGCCAAGUGGAUUUUUGUCUUUUUCUUUUUCUCUGUUCCAGACUCCAGAAUGAUAGCAGCGCAGCUCUUGGCCUAUUACUUCACUGAGCUGAAGGAUGAUCAGGUCAAAAAGAUUGAUAAGUACCUGUACUCCAUGAGAUUCUCGGAUGAAACCCUCUUGGAUAUCAUGUCCCGCUUCAGGAGGGAACUAGAGAAUGGACUGGGCCGUGACACCAAUCCCACAGCAACUGUGAAGAUGUUGCCCACCUUUGUGAGAUCAAUUCCUGACGGAUCAGAAAAGGGUGAUUUCAUAGCACUGGACCUUGGGGGGUCCAACUUCCGCAUCCUACGUGUGAAGGUGUCCCAUGAGAAGAGGCAGACAGUCCAGAUGGAAAGCCAGGUCUAUGAGACUCCAGAGGACAUCAUUCAUGGCAGUGGCACACGGCUAUUCGACCAUGUUGCAGAAUGUCUAGGGGACUUCAUGGAGAAGCAAAACAUCAAGGACAAAAAGCUCCCUGUGGGAUUCACCUUCUCCUUCCCAUGUGCUCAGAGCAAACUAGAUGAGGCAAUUCUUCUGACGUGGACAAAACGGUUCAAAGCCAGUGGUGUGGAGGGGAUGGAUGUCGUUAAGCUAUUGAACAAGGCCAUCAAGAAGCGAGGGGACUAUGAUGCUGACAUCAUGGCAGUGGUCAAUGACACAGUAGGAACCAUGAUGACCUGUGGGUUUGAUGACCAGCGCUGUGAAGUUGGCAUCAUUAUAGGUACAGGCACCAACGCAUGCUACAUGGAGGAACUGAGGCACAUGGACUUGGUGGAGGGGGAUGAGGGCAGGAUGUGCAUCAACACUGAAUGGGGGGCCUUUGGAGAUGAUGGCUCUCUGGAGGACAUCCGUACUGAGUUUGACAGAGAGAUUGACCGAGGCUCCAUAAACCCUGGGAAACAGCUGUUUGAGAAGAUGGCCAGUGGGAUGUACAUGGGAGAGCUUGUUCGACUCAUUCUGGUCAAAAUGGCCAAGGAGGGGUUGUUGUUUGAGGGGAGGAUCACACCUGAGCUUCUUACAAAAGGGAAGAUUGAAACAAAACAUGUUUCAGCCAUAGAAAAGAGCAAGGAAGGAUUGUCCAAGGCCAAAGACAUCUUGACCCGCCUGGGUGUGGAGCCAUCUCCGGAAGACUGCAUUGCUGUGCAACACGUCUGCACCAUUGUCUCUUUCCGUUCUGCUAACCUUAUCGCCGCCACAUUGGGGGGCAUUCUCACAAGACUGAAGGACAACAAAGGUGUUCCACGCUUACGCACUACUGUGGGAAUUGAUGGCUCUCUUUAUAAGAUGCACCCACAGUAUGCACGGCGUCUCCACAAGACAGUGAGGCGCUUGGUGCCUGAGUCUGAUGUGCGCUUCCUACUGUCGGAGAGUGGGAGUGGCAAGGGUGCUGCCAUGGUGACAGCAGUGGCCUACCGGCUGGCUGAUCAGAGUCGACAGAUUGUUGAGACCAUGGCUGAGUUCCGGCUCAGCAAAGACCAGCUGCUGCAGGUCAAAAAGAGGAUGAGGACUGAGAUUGAGAAUGGCCUGGGGAAGAAGACCCAUGAUACAGCCACUGUCAAGAUGCUGCCCACCUUUGUACGCAGCACACCUGAUGGAUCAGAAAAUGGUGACUUCCUGGCAUUGGAUCUUGGAGGUACAAACUUCAGGGUCCUGUUGGUGAAGAUCCGCAGUGGCAAGAGGCGAACUGUGGAGAUGCAUAACAAAAUCUAUGCCAUUCCUGUAGAGGUCAUGCAGGGGACUGGAGAGGAGCUCUUUGAUCACAUUGUGUACUGCAUCUCUGACUUCCUGGACUACAUGGGAAUGAAGAAUGCCCGCUUGCCCCUGGGUUUCACCUUCUCUUUCCCCUGCAAACAGACCAGCCUUGACGCAGGCAUCCUUGUGACCUGGACAAAAGGCUUCAAGGCCACUGACUGUGAGGGUGAGGAUGUGGUGGAACUUCUGCGGGAGGGUAUCAAAAGGAAAGAGGAGUUUGACCUGGAUGUAGUGGCAGUGGUGAAUGACACAGUGGGAACAAUGAUGACCUGUGCGUAUGAAGAGCCUACCUGCGAGAUUGGGCUGAUUGCCGGAACGGGAAGCAAUGCAUGUUACAUGGAGGAAAUGAGGAACAUUGAGACAGUGGAGGGAGACCAGGGUCGCAUGUGUGUCAACAUGGAGUGGGGGGCCUUUGGGGAUAAUGGCUGUUUGGAUGACAUAAGAACACAGUAUGACAGAGCUGUUGAUGAGAAUUCACUCAACGAAGGCAAACAGAGGUAUGAAAAGAUGUGCAGUGGGAUGUACCUGGGUGAGAUUGUGCGGAACAUCCUUAUUGACCUGACAAAGCGCGGAUUCCUCUUCAGGGGUCAGAUUUCUGAGACCCUGAAGACCCGGGGCAUCUUUGAGACUAAGUUCCUCUCGCAGAUUGAGAGUGAUCGCUUGGCACUGCUGCAAGUGAGGGCCAUCCUACAGCAGCUGGGGUUGGACAGCACGUGCGAUGACAGUAUCAUUGUGAAGGAGGUCUGUGGCACUGUUUCUCGUCGGGCAGCCCAGAUUUGCGGUGCUGGCAUGGCUGCCGUUGUGGACAAGAUCCGUGAAAACCGAGGGCUAGACCACCUGGACAUCACUGUAGGGGUUGACGGUACACUCUACAAACUCCACCCCCAUUUCUCCAGAAUCAUGCACCAGACUGUGAAGGAGCUGGCACCUAAAUGUGAUGUCACUUUCCUGCUGUCGGAGGAUGGGAGCGGCAAAGGAGCAGCCCUCAUUACGGCGGUGGGCUGCCGCCAGCGUGAGCAGGAUCAGCAGCAGAACUAAACCUACCAUCUUCCCAAUACUCAUCCCACAUGCACCUCACUGUCACCUAUGAGGGUAUUACUCUCCUGCCGCAGCCGUGACUCCACCAUUUCGACCCCCAGUGACUCCCAGGGGCACCAGUUUGCACUCUGGCCAACUUUUGACUUUUAAUGGAAGGUCACAGAAAAAUUAAUCUCACAUAACAUAUAGCUUUAGGAGUUUUCCACAGUUUCCUAGCAUUUAUUGUACCAGCCAAAUCCUGUUUAAAGUAUACAUUCUACAACGUAUAUUCUGCCUCAGUUUUAAUUAAGCAUUUUCGGGAAACGACUGGAAGAUAUCUCCGUUUAAAUAUUUCAGAAACUAUUGACCAUGUAUUAUUAUUUAUUUUAUUUUUCUAUAGAGGGAUAUAACAUAGUUAAAGUAAGAGGCAAGUGAAUAAAAUGAGAUUUAGUGCUGAACUAAAAUUUUAAGUGAAUGAUUGCAAUAAGGCAUCCAUCCAGCAGAGGUGUUAGAUUUAAUGUUUUUUUAUUUUUUGUUAGGCAUAUUUGAAAAAGGUCAAAUUCAAGAGUCACGGCCGCAUUCCUGUGUAAUUCUCUCACCCUUUAUUUUGUACUUUGAGCUCUCCUUAGGUGUGUACCCUUGAGCCGAUCAAAACUUCUUGCCUUCACCAAACCACUUUCCUGAAAAUAAUCAGUGCUUCAAGGGCUUAAGAGACCGAUUAAUGAGCCCAGUUAUAGUAUAAUGUGUUGAUUUUGUGAGGUAUUGUAGGUGUUGUGUUGAAUCCCUAAUGUACGCAAUGUACAAAUGGAAAAUAUGCAUGUUGGACCACAAGGGAGUAUUUUUUUCACUAUGAUUCACGUGCACUGUGAUUGAAUGUUUGUGAGUCCUUCUGUAAAACAACCUGUAGGUUUCUAUGUUUGACACCAUGUUAAUGAAUGCAUGCCUGACUUUGUCACACAAAUGUAGACAAUUAAUUUAUUUUAUUUUGUACAUCGAUAUAGAAGCACUCGUGUUCAAGAAAGUGAUAUAACACAAUACAUUAAAAUUUAUUUUGAUGUGCAGUGA
Molecule: messenger RNA, 4035 nt
Organism: Conger conger (European conger)
Lineage: Eukaryota; Metazoa; Chordata; Actinopteri; Anguilliformes; Congridae
Product: hexokinase-1
Exons: 18
Coding region: 232-2991 (919 amino acids)
Biological process (GO): glucose 6-phosphate metabolic process; glycolytic process; intracellular glucose homeostasis
Cellular component (GO): cytosol; mitochondrion
Molecular function (GO): fructokinase activity; glucokinase activity; ATP binding
Source: RefSeq, a predicted model, not a curated record